AUGAAGUACAAGAAUAAAAGUAAAGUUAAACAGCGGCUGCACCUCCUCUCUCUCAAAGUGCACCUCACCAACAUACGAGGAUUGCACUCAAAUCUCGUUGCAGUCCACCAUCACCUGGAGACUGAGAAGCCGCAUUUACUUUUUCUUACAGAGACGCAAAUCGGUAGUCCAGCAGACGUAGCGUACCUGCAGUAUCCUGGCGGUGAUCGGGAGACAACUCGAAUGUUUGACUAUCUCAGUGAGACGGCUGAUGUGGUCCAACGUCGGUAUCCAGCUGCCCAAAUGGUAUUUCUGGGGGAUUUUAACGCUCACCACCAGGACUGGCUAUUCCCAUACCAAAAUACCGACCAUGCCGGGAGAGAGGCGCUCAAAUUUGCCCUGUCGCUAGAUCUCACCCAGCUGGUCCAAGAAGCAACACGAGUACCCGACGUUGACGACCACACACCUAAUUGUUUGGACCUUCUGAUGACAACUGACCCAGACCGGUCCUCGGUAUCAAUUGCGGCUCCCUUAGGCACAUCUAAUCACUGUGUGGUAAAGUCAAUAUCUAACUUUCACCCUCCGGAUGCCAGUCCUACCGGAACCAGACGUGUGUGCCGAUAUAAGUCGGCAGAUUGGGAUGAGAUGCGACACUUUUUCGCAUCGUACCCCUGGCGGAGUACUUGCUUUUCUUCGUGUGAUCCGUCAAGUUGCGAACAAGCAAUAUCGGGAGUGAUACGUCAGGCGAUGGAGUACUUCAUUCCAUUUGCUGACGUAUCGCUUGAUGUCAGGGUCCCUAGGUGGUACAAUGUAGAAUGUGCUGAAGCUGCAGCCCGUAAGGACUCAGCGUUUGCAGCAUGGGCUGAAGCCCCUGCUAAGUCCUACAAAAAGGUUCUCAAAAGGGCUCGUUACGACCGCAUUAAUCGCAUUGGAGCCAAAUUAGCUUCCUAUCCGUGUGGAAGUAAAGCUUUUUGGUCGCUGUCUAAGUCGGUGGAAAUGAAUUUUUGCCGUCCCUCGUUGCCUCCUCUGCUGAAGCCAGAUGGGUCGCUGGCCAUUACUGCGACAGACAAGGCUAACCUUUUAGCAAACCUGUUAGCGGAAAAUUCGCACCUUGAUGCUGGUAGUGCCUCACCUCCUCGACAUCCAGCUUCCAACUUCGCUAUGUCCGAUAUAUGCAUUCACCAAACGGUGGUUUUGAGAGCGCUCCGCAAUUUGGAUACGAAUAAGGCUAGUGGUCCUGACGGGAUACCAGCUAGAGUUCUUAAAACAUGUGCUCCUGAGUUGUCUCCGGUCCUAACGCGCUUGUACCACCUCUCUCUAAAAUCAGCUCAGGUUUCUAAAGCUUGGAAGAUUGCCAAUGUACAACCUGUACCUAAAAAGGGUAGUCGUGCCGACCCGGCUAACUAUAGACCAAUCGCUAUCACCUCCAUACUGUGUAAAAGUUUGGAGCGCAUACUGAACGAUAAGCUCCUUGCAUACCUUGAAUUGAAUGACCUCCUAACGCUCGGCCAGUCUGACACAUCGGUACAAGAAGAAUUUGUUAUUGUAGCUACGUACCGUUCGACUUGGCCAUUCCCCCGGGGAGUACCAGUCGCUACCAUAUGA
This is a messenger RNA of Melitaea cinxia (Glanville fritillary), 1584 nucleotides long. RefSeq lists its product as uncharacterized. Bases 1 to 1584 code for a protein of 527 amino acids. Lineage: Eukaryota; Metazoa; Arthropoda; Insecta; Lepidoptera; Nymphalidae. The transcript has 4 exons. Gene Ontology annotation, molecular function: catalytic activity. The record is from RefSeq and is a predicted model, not a curated record.